CCAGAUUUGCAGUUUCCCCACUUCUUCCUCCAGGUUUGCACACGCGUACGAGACCAAACCUCUCGGCGGCUUGACGUCUUUGCCUUGCUUCCACAGUGCACAGUCCAGUCACCCAUCUCUUCUUCCUUCCCCUUUCGAGCUCCCGAGCUCCGUCAGUGUCCAUUUAUAGCCUGCUCGAAAGUGCAGUGAGAGUCCCCCUCCAUGGCCGCUGGUCUCUCGGGCUCCACCAUGGCCAGCUUCGCAGUCAAGAACCCUCUCCUCGCCGCCGCGCGGUACCGGACGCUGCCUUCCCGUGCCGGCCGGCCUCUCCCGUUCUCCCCGUUCACGCGGACGGCGCGCAGGAGGGGGCAAGAGACCGUCACGUGCUUCGUUCCGCAGGAGCCGGCGACGGUGCCGGUGCCUUCGCUGGAGGAAGAGGCGGCGUCCGCGGCGGCGCGGCGCGUGGCGGAGAGGAAGGCGCGGAAGCAGUCCGAGAGGCGGACGUACCUGGUGGCCGCCGUCAUGUCCAGCCUAGGGGUCACCUCCAUGGCCAUCGCCUCCGUGUACUACCGCUUCGCCUGGCAAAUGGAGGGCGGCGAGGUGCCGAUGACCGAGAUGCUGGGCACGUUCGCGCUCUCCGUCGGCGCGGCGGUCGGGAUGGAGUUCUGGGCGCAGUGGGCGCACAAGGCGCUGUGGCACGCGUCCCUGUGGCACAUGCACGAGUCGCACCACCGGCCGCGCGACGGGCCCUUCGAGCUCAACGACGUCUUCGCCAUCAUCAACGCCGUGCCGGCCAUCGCCCUCCUCGCCUACGGCUUCUUCCACCGCGGCCUCGUCCCCGGCCUCUGCUUCGGCGCGGGCCUUGGGAUUACGCUUUUCGGGAUGGCAUACAUGUUCGUCCACGACGGCCUGGUCCACCGCCGCUUCCCCGUCGGCCCCAUCGCCGACGUGCCCUACUUCCGGCGAGUGGCUGCCGCUCACAAGAUACACCACAUGGACAAGUUCGAGGGCGUACCGUAUGGGCUCUUCCUGGGACCCAAGGAGCUGGAGGACGUUGGUGGCCUCGACGAGCUGGAGCAGGAGCUCGCCAGAAUCAACCGGACUCGGAGCAUCUGAGCUCUGGACAUGGCGUGGCGGCAUAUGCAGCUAGAAGAACCUUGUGAUCUCAUCUAGCAGAUGAACUCCAUUUCAAGAAUUUUUUUUCUUAUCUUUGGUGGUUGCUAUAUAUUGAUUUAAUUGAUGGUGCUGGACAUGGGGAGCCAGACCAAGAAGCAAUCUGAUGGUCAGGUGGUGGCGGUGUACUCCCUGUUACUCGGCUCCAGAGGGCGUGGAUGUGUCUAAACAGCUAUAGGAAGAAGCACAGAUGGUUCAUGAGGUUGUGACUUGAUUUUUUUUCCUGCCUUCGUAGUCUCACCACGUCCACAUUUUUGUUUAGUGGAGACCCAACUCUCCAUGUCUUGUUCUUAUAUAUGGCUAGAAACUACUCUUCUGUGUAUAACAUGUAGAGAAGGCUGUGAACCACUUCGGUGAAAGUAAAGUUGGCGGUCGGCAAGAA
This is a messenger RNA of Hordeum vulgare subsp. vulgare (domesticated barley), 1534 nucleotides long. RefSeq names its product beta-carotene 3-hydroxylase, chloroplastic-like. NCBI's taxonomy places the organism in Eukaryota, Viridiplantae, Streptophyta, Magnoliopsida, Poales, Poaceae. The record is from RefSeq and is a predicted model, not a curated record. Bases 202 to 1095 code for a protein of 297 amino acids. Gene Ontology annotation, cellular component: chloroplast. Gene Ontology annotation, molecular function: beta-carotene 3-hydroxylase activity. The transcript is spliced from 6 exons. Gene Ontology annotation, biological process: xanthophyll biosynthetic process; carotene metabolic process.